AUGGUGCUCGACACCGGAGCUGCAGUGAGCCUUAUGUCACGUGAGACGUGGGACCGUACCAGUGACAAACAACUCGAACCGGCUAACAUCAAGCUGCGCUCGUACACAGGUGAUGAAAUCAAUGUGUUGGGUCAAGCCACAGUGGAGGUAUGCUAUGAUGGCCGUACAACGCCAUUGCCACUGCUCAUUGUUGAAGGCGAGGGUGCUACACUGCUCGGAAGGAAUUGGUUGCCGCACGUCCGACUCGACUGGUCAUCCGUGUUUGGGGUUGACGAACCUACGGAUGGACCCGAUUUGGAGCGGAUAGUUGCUGACAAUGCGACCUUGUUUGACGGCCACGUUGGUGAGCUGCGAACAGGCGCAUCUACCUUGCAUCUGAAAGAGGACGCACGGCCGGUAUUCAGGCGUCCCUAUUCAGUGCCGUACGCUGUCAAGCCCUUGGUUGAGGAGCAGCUCAGGAAGAUGGAGCAGCAGCACAUUAUAGAGCCUGUCAAGCACAGCGAGUGGGCAACACCAGUAGUGGCUGUUCCAAAGCCUGAUGGCUCAGUUCGUCUCUGCGGUGACUACAAGGUCACUGUGAAUCCCCAACUACGAGUGGACCAGCACCCACUGCCGACAGCGCAGGACAUCUUCAGCUCCCUGAAUGGCUGCAAAUAUUUUGCGAAGCUGGAUUUGUCGCAGGCGUAUCUGCAAGUGCCGUUGGAUGAGGCGUCCCAGAAGAUGACUACCAUCAACACGCACAAGGGCCUGUACCAGUUCAAUCGUCUGCCCUAUGGUGUUGCAUCGGCUCCAGCGGUGUUCCAAGGAAUCAUGGACAAGCUCCUGGUUGGCUUGGAAGGCGUGUCCAAGUACCUGGACGACAUCCUGAUCGCUGCACCCACUCGCAGACUACUGCUGGAACGUCUGAACACGGUGUUGUCGAUUCUGUUGCAAGCUGGUCUGAAGCUAAAGAAAUCGAAAUGCAUGUUCUUCUCCGACUCAGUCCAGUACCUCGGCUUCAAAAUUGACGCGUCGGGUCUACACGCCACCGAUGAGAAAGUGCGAGCGGUUCAGAACGCACGUGCACCGACGAAUGUCACGGACCUCAAGUCAUUCUUGGGUCUGGUGAAUUGUUAUGGCCAGUUCAUUGAGAACCUGGCUUCGCUCGCACAGCCUCUCUACGAUCUCCAGAAGCGUAACACCGUCUGGAAAUGGCAAGCGCCACAGCAGCAAGCCUUCAGAGCUUUGAAGUCAGCUCUGAGUGCACCACCAGUUCUAGUUCAUUAUAGCCCUUCGCUACCGCUACGUCUGACCUGCGAUGCAUCAGGCACAGGAAUUGGCGCUGUCUUGUCCCAUGUGAUGCCGGAAGGGCAGGAGCAACCAAUCGCAUACGCCAGCCGCUCUUUGACAACCAGCGAGCGCAAUAGACCCUUUGCACAAUAA
Molecule: messenger RNA, 1422 nt
Organism: Sycon ciliatum
Lineage: Eukaryota; Metazoa; Porifera; Calcarea; Leucosolenida; Sycettidae
Exons: 1
Coding region: 1-1422 (473 amino acids)
Biological process (GO): proteolysis
Molecular function (GO): aspartic-type endopeptidase activity
Source: RefSeq, a predicted model, not a curated record